Messenger RNA from Equus caballus (horse), 2962 nucleotides. NCBI's taxonomy places the organism in Eukaryota, Metazoa, Chordata, Mammalia, Perissodactyla, Equidae. The record is from RefSeq and is a predicted model, not a curated record.
UGUUUCAUUUUCCUGGUAAGUCAGUGUUUCUAGGAGAGGAUGGGCCUUUUCACCUCUCCCCAAGUUUUACUGAUACGUGAGCAUAUAUAACCGGCACAAUUUGAAAAGAACCAUUCACUGUUGGCCAUCUCUCCAGAUCUGGAGCCUGAGAAAAUGACCUGAAGUUGUAGCAGGAGAAAUUGAGGUAGGAUACUAACAGAGCUUUUUGGGAGGAGGACUAGGCAAGAGGUUUGGGGAUGAAGGGAUGAGAGUGAAUGCAGUGUUUAAGGGAAGUGAUGAAAGGGGAGUACUUCCUUCUUUGGGUCAUCUUUGGAGAUGGUUUGAAAGGAAAGGUAAAGGUGAUUUUGAACAUGACCCAGGUCUCUGGUCUGCUCUGUGUCCUGUUCUCUUUCUCUUACCCUUUCACUGUGGAAUCCAUAUAACCCUGGAAAGGAUGCUGGUCGAGAGAAUGGCCAGCUGACAGAGAUGCUGAUGCAAAUGGUUGGUAGUAGUAGUUGAUAGCAGUAGCCAAAUGCUUAGAGUGUGACCAGGAGCCUUCUAAUAUUCCAGGGUGGGAGAGGACACUCCAAACUCCUGCCAAAUUCUCCCAGCUGAGGGUAAGUUAGAGGCUUUCAACUUUUAAGUUCAUCAUGCUCUGACUUCUGGCCAUGAUGCUCUGGCCUUUUUAACUUUGAACUAUAAAAAUAUUCACAGAAAACUCUGAAGAGGAAAAUAGAAUUAGUUUUUGAAUCACCUGCUUCCUCCAGGUGUCUGAAAAAUCAAGAGUGAUUUCAAGUUUAGUAAGUAAAAGGAAACCAGAGGGUGCAUGUCAGCUGAUGAGAUAUUUCUGCAACUCACGGAGAACUGUGGUUUGUGUGGUCUGUCUAUGCCUCCAGUGAUGGAGAGCGGGCAGUUGCCUGAAGUUGUGGGGCUAAGUCAUGUCCUCCAGGCUGCUCUAGGGCUGCCACCUUCCAGCUGGGCCAUCUUACCUGGAUUGUCUAUGUGGCAGGCCUUCCAAAGCCCCAGUGGAGAAAGAGGUCCUAUGGACAGGAGGCUGGCAGUGUGGGGUGGAGACCAUGUUCCCUUUGCAAGAGGACUGCCGGGAAGAAGGCAUCUGCCCCAUUUGCCAGGAGAACCUGAAGGAGGCAGUGAGCACUGACUGCAAGCACCUCUUCUGUCGAGUGUGCCUGGCCCGGCACGUGGCAAAGGCCCCGGCCUCUGGAGUCCUCUGCUGUCCUCUCUGCCGGAAACCCUGUUCCGAAGAGGUGCUGGGGGCAGGCUAUAUCUGCCACAGCCACCAGAAGAAGGUGUGCUGGUUCUGUGAGGAAAGCAGACAUCUUCUGUGUAUGGAAUGCCUGGUGUCCCCUGAACACAAAUCUCAUUGUGAGCUGGCCAUUGAAAACGCCAUCAGCCACUACAAGGAACGACUCAACCGCAGAAGCAGGAAGCUCAGAAAAGACACUGAGGAACUUCGGCGGCUCAGGGCUCAGGAGGAGGAGAAACUGCAGGCUGUGCAGUUUCAGGUAGACUGUGGGAUCGACAGGCUGGAGGCUGAGCUGGAGAGCCAGCACCAAACCAGGAGACAACUGGAGACCCUCCCUCAGCAGUGGCCAGACCAACUGGAGGACCUGCCAGCAGAGGUGUCCAAAAUCUUUGACAUCUCCAGGGCAAUAACUCAGCUCAACAACGUGGUCACUGAUCUGGAGAGGACAGCUAAGGAACUGGACGCCAACACGCUGAAGAAUGCCAGUGACUUAUUGGCCAGGUAUGAGCCGUCUCAUCUUUCUUCCCAUAUGUGUUUACACAUGCAAACCCACACAAGCAUAGACAUGCUCAUGGGCUUUAUCAAAGUCAAAGAGAUCUACUUCUCUAUUAACUUUUGUAUCUUCAUGCUACAUGGCCAGUAGAAGAUUCAACGGAAUACACUGAAGGAUUUCUUUAUUUCUAGGAGUGCUCCACAGAAAUAAGAGGCUAUUUAUCCCGAGUUAGAGAAAAGAAUCAACGAAUCACUUCUUCUGUCAUCCUCAGCAGCUCUGACCUGUUCAUCCCUGGACGACCUCAUCUCAGACUCACCUCAGCCUCCUUGAUCUCCUUUCUCCAACCUGUCUGGCUUUCCAUUAGGUCUACCCCAUGUACCUUCAGACUUGCCAUCUCCUGAACAUGACCCCCUUUUCUCACCCCCACAGCCGUGACCUGAUGCCUGACCCUCUGACACUUGGACAAUGCUCACAUCCUCCUUCCUGAACCAAGUUUGUGCUGGUGGUUCCCACUGCAGAGGUCAGGAUCCAAGAUCUCCAUUUUGCCUGUGAAACGAUAAUAAUGCUCAUCUCUUACAAUCUCAUAUUAAAAUAGGAGUACCCAGGCACCUGGAUGGCAUGAGCCCAAUAGUGGUGAUACCACCUCUGUGCAUGGAGCUGGCAGGUCUGUUGGAUGGAAUAUUCCUUCUGAGCUCCUGUAGCGCCUAUUGUCUGUACCACUCACCUGGCACUUAUUCAUUAUUUUUGUGGUGGACAGACUCUAGGGUGGUCCCCCAUGAGCCUCCUCUCUUGCUGUUCAUGCCCUUGUGUGAUCCUCUCCCCUUGAGCAUGAGCAGGAUCUGUGACUUUCUUCUAAUCAAUGGAAUAUGGCAAAGGGGAUAGGAUGUGACUUCAGUGACUGUGUUACGUUGUAUGGACUCCCCCUUGCUAACAGACUCACUCUUGAGACUCUCAUUGCUGGAUUGAUGAAGUGGCCCCACGGCCAGCAGGCAGCCUCUAGGAGCUGACAGCAGCCUCCAGCCUUUAGCCAAUAAGAAGUAGAGGCCAUUGGUCUUGCAGCUGCAAGAAAAGGAAUUCUGCUAAUAGCCUGCAUGAACUUGGAAGUGGAUUAUUUUCCCCAGCUGAGCCUCCAGAUGAGACCCCAGCCCAGCUGACAUCUUGAUUGCAGUCUUGUAAGACCCUAUGCAGAGGACCCAAAUUUCUGACCCACAGAAACUGUGAGGUAA